UCCAACGGGAAUUCCAAAUUCCCUUGAAAUUCUUUUCCCCUUGGCUCCUUCCUCCAUUUUAACUUCUCCCCUUUAUGCCCAUUUCUUCCCAUCCCAACAUUUAUAAUUUUUUCUGGAGUGUUUUAUUUUUUUAGUAAUUUAUUCUUAGUGUUAGAGAACUUAAACAACCUUGGAACCCUCUUAAACUGAAAGCUAUCUCAUUUUCUUAUAUAUAAAGAAGCAGACCAAAGAAAAGGAAAGAUCAAACUAAAGGGAAAAGAAAAUGAAUCCUUCAGAUAACAGUGAUGACCCUCAACUUCCAACGAUCAAGAUCCACCACCCAGCCUCCCCUAACCACCCAACCUCCGCCGCAACCUCCACCCCCACCGCCGGUGCCCAUCGCAAGAUUGGCGUAGCCGUUGACCUUUCUGAUGAAUCCGCCUUCGCCGUUCGCUGGGCCGUCCAAAACUACCUCCGACCCGGCGACGCUGUCAUCCUCCUCCACGUUUCGCCCACCUCCGUACUCUUUGGAGCCGACUGGGGCCCACUCCCCCACACCCCGCAAAUCCCAGAAACCCCGCAGUCCCAAAAGCAACUGGAAGACGAUUUCGAUGCCUUUACGGCUUCGAAGGUGGCGGAUUUGGCCAAAACCUUGAAGGAAUCUGGGAUUCCCUAUAAGAUUCAUAUAGUGAAAGAUCAUGAUAUGAGGGAAAGAUUGUGUCUUGAGGUGGAGAGGUUAGGGUUGAGUGCUGUUGUAAUGGGGAGUAGAGGGUUUGGAGCUGAGAAAAGAGGGAGUGAUGGGAAGUUGGGAAGUGUUAGUGAUUAUUGUGUGCAACACUGUGUUUGUCCUGUUGUUGUUGUUAGGUAUCCUGAAGAUAAAGAUGGCGGGAAUGGCGAGCCGGUGGUAACGGUUAAGGAGGCUGAGGUGGAGGAAGAAGGUGGCAAAGAUGCUUAGCAAGUCCCUGGUAAUUGCAGGUCGAUCCUAUCCGUAGGCAGAUAGCAUGGAAGGCUAUGAGUUGCUAGGGAUUAGCCGGCACGACAAUAAGUCAUCAAAAUGUUUGGCAGUUAGUGGCACUCGGUUAAAUUGGAUCAUACGAUUAUUUCUUUCCACGGUCAUCCCAUCUUUGCAUAACCCCGUCUAUGAUGUUGUUGUACGGUUAAUGAGUUUCUUGAUUUCAUUUCAUUUCAUGGCAUUAUGUUUUACUACACUGUGAUAUACUAUAAGAUUAGGUUUUACGAGUUGUUCUGUUUCUUUGAUGCCAUAUUUCGGGGCUGAAUUAUGAAAAUAAUAUCCAUCAGCUUCCCCUUAAAUCUGAUCAAGUUUUUAAAUAUUUUUAAAAAGAAAAUAAAUUAUAC
Durio zibethinus is the source of this 1335-nucleotide messenger RNA. RefSeq names its product universal stress protein PHOS32-like. NCBI's taxonomy places the organism in Eukaryota, Viridiplantae, Streptophyta, Magnoliopsida, Malvales, Malvaceae. The record is from RefSeq and is a predicted model, not a curated record.